Molecule: messenger RNA, 2002 nt
Organism: Momordica charantia (bitter melon)
Lineage: Eukaryota; Viridiplantae; Streptophyta; Magnoliopsida; Cucurbitales; Cucurbitaceae
Product: protein-tyrosine sulfotransferase
Cellular component (GO): membrane
Molecular function (GO): heparan sulfate 6-sulfotransferase activity
Source: RefSeq, a predicted model, not a curated record
GGCGCUCUGUUUUUUCAUAUUCUUACGAAAAUCAUUCCAAUUCUCUGUUUCAGAGAGUGGAAAAGAAAGCUGUUGAAGUUUUGGGCGUAGCGAUUAAUUCUCCCCUUCGUUCUCGGAGGUGGAGAAAAUCUAGCCCUUGUUUUCAACACUAUUUCCCACCAACCGGAGAAAUUUUGAUUGGUUUUUUUUCCUCCCUUUUGUUUUGAUGGUUUCUGUUUGGAUGCUGAGAAAAUUUGAGGGGGAAAAGUGCCUUUCUGGGACUCUGGAAGUUUCUGAAGGCGGGAUUUUGGUGGGCCCUCAUUGAUCGCGAGGCCUGUCUCUCGGAAUCCCAACACGAUCUCGGGAAUUUAUGAGCACGAGAUCCCUCAAACCGAUACUGUGGUUGAAGGAGUGAGAUGCAUGGAUCCUACUACUAAGUUAACUUUGUUUCUGAUAUUCUUCAGAAUAGCAUGUGCUUCAACCGUUGAAAACAAUUUUGGACACUGUGAAAGGGUUGUCAAAAAUUGGGCCUCAUCUUCUCUCCAUCAAGGUGUCAACAAAGAUAAACAUACACUGCAAGAUUUACUGUUUUUUCUUCAUGUCCCAAGAACAGGAGGGCGAUCAUACUACCAUUGUUUCUUGAAAAAGUUGUACCCAAGCUCUCAAGAGUGUCCCCGUUCUUAUGAUAAGCUUCGUUUUGAUCCCAGCAAGUCAAAGUGCAGAUUGUUAGCUACUCAUGAUGAUUAUAGCAUGAUGCAAAAACUUCCCAAGGAGAGAACUUCAGUGGUGACAAUUGUCAGGAAUCCAGUUGACCGGGUUCUUAGUUCUUAUGAAUUUUCAGUUGAGGUAGCAGCUAGAUUUUUGGUACAUCCCAACCUGGCUUCUGCUACAAAAAUGUCCAAAACCGUACGUGCUAAGACAAAGGGAGUGAGCACACUAGAUAUUUGGCCGUGGAAGUAUUUGGUUCCAUGGAUGAGGGGAGACCUAUUUGCUCGAAGAGAUGCUAGAAGACAGAAGGGUCUUAGUGAGGUCAAGAGCAAUAGUCCAUAUGACAUGGAGGACAUUCUUAUGCCACUGCAUGAGUUUAUUGAUGAGCCCAUUGCUCAUGAGAUUAUUCAUAAUGGGGCUACCUUCCAGAUAGCUGGAUUGACAAACAACUCCUACCUAGCUGAAUCACAUGAGAUCCGGCACUGUGUACAGGAACAUAAGAGUCUUGGUCAACAUGUGCUUCAUGUGGCAAAGAAGAGGUUGGACGAUAUGCUAUAUGUUGGUCUAACUGCGGAACAUAAGGAAUCUGCGGCGAUGUUUGCAAAUGURGUUGGUGCACAGGUGAUUUCACAGCUAAAAGAUGCCAACUUUAGCAUGGACACUUUAGCUGACAAUCAAUCAGGUAAUAGCUCUUUGCAUUUGGAUUCUGAGCUUGAGAAUAAUGUUGAUCAGAAUAAUAAUACCUUGGAUGAAAAGGCUACCCUACGAAAAGAAGUUGAAACAAAAAGGGAAAAUAUGACUGCCACAGAACUUAUUGAAGUUUAUGAAGGGUGCAUUUCAAGUCUACUAAAGACCCAAUCACGUCGUCGGUUUGCUUCUUUAAAGAAGAUAUCUCCUGCAAAUUUCUCAAAAGAGGCACGACGACAUGUUUCUGAAGAGGUUCUGCAGCAGAUUAGAACACUCAAUUACCUGGAUUUGGAACUUUUUAAGCAUGCUCAGAAAAUCUUUACAACGAGACACCUGCAACUWAUGGGAAAUCUUGAUAUGAAAGAUGGGUCAGAAAGCAAAUUCGACCAACCCCGUGCCAUCGAGCUAUGGAAAACUCUUUCGUUAGUAAUGCUUUGUAUCUUACUCCUCGUUCUCUUCCUAUUUGCACAUGCUCGGAGAAGAGUAUCUAAAGUUAAGGUAUAAUUGUCUAUUUAAUUUAUCUUUGUGGUGGGAAAGCUAGUUUUUUUUUUGCAUCUCAGCAUCUGUUUGGAUUUUGGAAAUGAACAAUUUUGCCCAUCAAUCCUGUUUGAGGAAUUAUUUAUCCUUC